ACUUCCAUGCCAAUGCAGACUGUAUGUCCCUACUGUGGGAAACACAUCAUCACGGUGACAACCCCUGUCCCAGGCAUCCUCUCCUGGCUGCUAUGCGGUGGCCUCUUUAUAUUUGGGGGCUUCCUGGGCUGCUGCUUCCUCCCCUUCUUUGUGAGGAGCCUCAUGGACGUGAGUCACUCCUGUCCCGUGUGCCAGCAGGAACUCUUCCACCACCAUCGCCUGAAACUUGCACUAUAA
Messenger RNA from Chionomys nivalis (European snow vole), 237 nucleotides. It is a transcript of the gene Litafd, whose product is annotated as LITAF domain containing. The record is from RefSeq and is a predicted model, not a curated record. Gene Ontology annotation, molecular function: zinc ion binding. The coding region runs from base 7 to 237 and encodes 76 amino acids. Gene Ontology annotation, biological process: regulation of cytokine production. The transcript has 2 exons. Lineage: Eukaryota; Metazoa; Chordata; Mammalia; Rodentia; Cricetidae.